Molecule: messenger RNA, 1309 nt
Organism: Ornithodoros turicata
Lineage: Eukaryota; Metazoa; Arthropoda; Arachnida; Ixodida; Argasidae
Product: aldo-keto reductase family 1 member B1-like
Exons: 11
Coding region: 259-1212 (317 amino acids)
Cellular component (GO): cytosol
Molecular function (GO): aldose reductase (NADPH) activity
Source: RefSeq, a predicted model, not a curated record
GCGACCACGUAUAUUUUAUCUCGUUCAUCGAGGUGUCGGCUGUCGGUAUCCCACAGCAGAGCGGUCUUUCUGUAGCUCCAGCUCAAGGACAAGUUGCCAAAAUCUCACAGUAGUGCAUGCGCUUUCUGAUUCUUGAAGCUUGAAAAACUUAACGCUAACCGGCGCUAGAGCAGCGAGAGUUUGUGUUUGUAUUUGCGAACUUUCUUGCUACUCCGCUACUACCCUACUACUUGACCUGCUGAGAAGUUUCGGUGAAGAAUGGCUAGACUUGCACCAACAAUACUGCUCCCUUCUGGUUCAAAGCUUCCAGUCCUUGGCUUGGGCACUUGGAAAUCCGAGCCUGGCAAGGUAUAUGAAGCCGUGAAAACAGCCAUUGAUGCAGGGUAUCGUCAUAUCGACUGUGCCUUUGGUUACAACAAUGAAGGUGAAGUUGGAAGGGCUAUUGAAGAAAUGAUAAACAGGAAAGUUGUGGAAAGGAAAGACCUCUGGAUCACAAGUAAGUGCUGGAACACGUACCAUAGCAAAAGCAAAGCGAUAGAGUGCUGUCAGAUUUCAUUGAAGAAUCUUCGGGUUGACUAUUUGGAUUUAUACUUGAUCCACUGGCCUAUGGGGUACAAGGAAGGAGGAGAUGUUUUCCCGAAGAACGAAAAAGGGGACUUCGAGUACAGCGACGUAGAUUAUCUGGAAACGUGGGAGGCGCUGGAAGAAUUGCAUUCGAAAGGGCUGGUUCGGAAUAUUGGCUUCUCCAACUUCAAUAGUGAGCAGAUCACUCGGGUUCUUGGGGUUGCAAAGAUUAAGCCCAGUGUGCUUCAGGUGGAAUGUCAUCCAUAUCUGAACCAGAGCCAGCUUCUUGAAUUCUGCAAGAAAAAUGAUAUUGUAGUGAUUGCAUACAGCCCGUUGGGUUCUCCAGAUAGGCCUUGGGCAAAGCCAGACGAUCCUUUGUUGAUGGAAGAGCCUACAAUAAAGGCCAUCGCUGAAGCUCACGGAAAGAGCCCGGCACAAGUCCUCCUCCGCUAUCAAGUUGACCGUGGCCUGGCUGUUAUUGCCAAGAGCGUGACAAAGGAGCGCAUAAUUUCUAACUUUGAGAUAUUUGACUUUACACUGACACCUGGAGAAAUUAAAUCAAUCGAUGGCCUUAAUUGCAAUCGCAGAUUGCUCCACCUGAGCUGGAUUGCCAACCACAAGUACUACCCUUUUCAUGCCCCAUUUUGAGAAUCCCCAAAAUGGUGGGUCUCCACUUGUUCUUGCUUGUUUUGCAGCAAGUGCUUCUCAUCACAUGGGCGUGUAAUAAACGGACGAUAUUUCUUUA